AGACAGCAUCGACCGCUCGCUCGUUCGGCGAUACAACUUGGAAGGAGAGGAAACCCGGAACAGCGGGCUGGUCACGUGUUGGAAGGGCUCCCUAGUGAUAGCAGAAUUUCAAAAAUGAUUAUCCCAGUAAGAUGCUUUACUUGCGGCAAGAUUGUUGGCAAUAAGUGGGAAGCGUACCUUGGGCUACUGCAGGCUGAGUAUACUGAAGGCGAUGCACUAGAUGCAUUAGGGUUGAAGAGGUACUGCUGUCGUCGCAUGCUCCUCGCUCACGUAGAUCUGAUUGAGAAACUGUUGAACUACGCACCACUGGAGAAAUGAGAAGGGGUUUGGUUAAUGGUGCUCAUGUUUUCAACCGAGGACUUUUCACAUUAUCUGAGUAGGGCAGAAGACAAACCACAAUAUCUACAAAUCUGGCCCUUUAAAUAUUCUCAUUCCAACCCUUCUUUAGAUAACCAUUAUCCUUCACUUUGCCAACAUGGACUACAGUGGGAAUUCAUCCCUUUAAAGGUGCUCUUGUUGUACACUAUUUUACAAACUUUCUAAGGAAAAAAUAACUUUUGUAUUUAAUAAAGACUUUUUUGUUAA
Pelobates fuscus (common spadefoot toad) is the source of this 585-nucleotide messenger RNA. It is a transcript of the gene POLR2L, whose product is annotated as RNA polymerase II, I and III subunit L. Gene Ontology annotation, cellular component: RNA polymerase III complex; RNA polymerase I complex; RNA polymerase II, core complex. Gene Ontology annotation, biological process: tRNA transcription by RNA polymerase III; transcription by RNA polymerase I; transcription by RNA polymerase II. Lineage: Eukaryota; Metazoa; Chordata; Amphibia; Anura; Pelobatidae. The coding region runs from base 115 to 318 and encodes 67 amino acids. The transcript has 3 exons. Gene Ontology annotation, molecular function: DNA binding; zinc ion binding. The record is from RefSeq and is a predicted model, not a curated record.